Molecule: messenger RNA, 1098 nt
Organism: Lipotes vexillifer (Yangtze River dolphin)
Lineage: Eukaryota; Metazoa; Chordata; Mammalia; Artiodactyla; Lipotidae
Gene: PDLIM3
Product: PDZ and LIM domain 3
Exons: 8
Coding region: 1-1098 (365 amino acids)
Biological process (GO): muscle structure development; heart development; actin cytoskeleton organization
Cellular component (GO): Z disc; stress fiber; adherens junction
Molecular function (GO): muscle alpha-actinin binding; actin binding
Source: RefSeq, a predicted model, not a curated record
AUGCCCCAAAACGUGGUCCUGCCGGGCCCUGCGCCCUGGGGCUUCCGACUCUCGGGGGGCAUAGACUUCAACCAGCCUUUGAUCAUCACCAGGAUUACUCCAGGAAGCAAGGCGGCAGCUGCCAACCUGUGUCCCGGAGAUGUCAUCCUGGCUAUUGAUGGCUUCGGUACUGAGUCCAUGACUCAUGCUGAUGCACAGGACAGGAUUAAAGCAGCAGCACACCAGCUGUGUCUCAAAAUUGACAGGGCGGAAACUCGCUUAUGGUCUCCACAGGUAACUGAAGAUGGAAAGGCUCAUCCUUUCAAAAUCAACUUAGAAUCAGAACCACAGGAUGUGAACUACUUUGAACACAAGCAUAAUAUUCGGCCCAAACCUUUCAUAAUUCCAGGCCGAAGCAGUGGAUGCAGUACUCCGUCCGGUAUUGACGGUGGCAGUGGACGUAGCACCCCUUCUUCUGUCAGUACUCUUAGUACUAUUUACCCAGGUGACUUGAAAGUUGCUGCUAAGAUGGCCCCUAACAUUCCUUUGGAAAUGGAACUUCCUGGUGUGAAGAUUAUACAUGCUCAGUUUAAUACACCUAUGCAGUUGUACUCAGAUGACAAUAUUAUGGAAACACUUCAGGGUCAGGUUUCAACAGCUCUAGGGGAAACGCCCUCAAUGAGUGAACCCACGGCCUCCCCAGUGCCCCCCCAGUCAGAUGUGUACCGGAUGCUCCAUGACAAUCGGAAUGAACCUACUCAGCCUCGCCAGUCAGGCUCCUUCAGGGUGCUCCAGGAACUAGUGAACGAUGGUUCAGAUGACCGUCCUGCUGGAACUCGGAGUGUGAGAGCUCCAGUUACAAAAGUCCCAUGCGGUGCUGGCAGCACACAGAAGAUGCCACUCUGUGACAAAUGUGGGAGUGGCAUUGUUGGUGCGGUUGUGAAGGUGAGGGACAAGCAUCGGCAUCCAGAGUGCUUCGUGUGUGCCGACUGUAACCUCAACCUCAAACAAAAGGGCUACUUCUUCGUGGAGGGGGAGCUGUACUGCGAAACCCACGCGCGGGCCCGCAUGAGGCCCCCAGAGGGCUACGACACAGUAACUCUUUAUCCCAAAGCUUAA